Phytophthora sojae is the source of this 1776-nucleotide messenger RNA. Its product is annotated as cellulase-4, endo-1,4-beta-glucanase. The record is from RefSeq and is a predicted model, not a curated record. Bases 1 to 1776 code for a protein of 591 amino acids. The transcript is spliced from 2 exons. Gene Ontology annotation, molecular function: hydrolase activity, hydrolyzing O-glycosyl compounds. Lineage: Eukaryota; Oomycota; Peronosporomycetes; Peronosporales; Peronosporaceae.
AUGGAGGUCAGCGUCGUUCGGCCGAUGCCCCCCAAGUCAAGCGGUGCUUCCUCUGUGGGGGGCGCCCCCGCCCCCACCGGGGGUGAUCCACCUUCCUCCUCCUACCGCAACAGCGAGUACACGUCCGGCCGAGCAAGCGCGUAUUUGGAUCGGACUUCCGACUACGGUCGAGACACCAUGAGCAUGAGCCAACGGCAGACAGAGAUGAAGCUCAUGGCCAUGGACCCGAGCGAGGAUUCGCCACCGGAACGUGUGCAGGACUACAAGGGCCGAAUUCGGACAUGGCGAGGCCUCAUUCUGCUGUGCGUCAUCGUGGGCGGAGCUGCUGCAAUCAUCACCGCGUGCGCCUUGCAGGCCAACGAAGACGCUACCAACAGGCAAGCCAAGUACGAGAACAGGGUGGAAGAGCGACGCAAGAUCAAUGACGGUCUCACCGACGACCAAGUCAUCAUCUCGGACGACGGUCAAGUCGGCAAUCCCAAAUCAUACCCCGAUAUGGGCUGUGAACUGCCAGACUACCAGAGCAAGAACGGCCAGAUCUUCGCUGUGUCCAAGAACGGCACCGAAGUUCCUGUUGGUAUCAAGGGUGUCAACUGGUUCGGAAUGGAGACCGGCUUGGCGAUCCCCUUUGGACUCUGGGAGAACAUGGACAACGGCACGUCGGUGUACGAGAUCGCAGCGUUCUUGGCCCGCAACAAGUUCAACAGUGUGCGUUUGCCGGUCUGCAUCAAGAACAUCCUCAAGAACACGCCACCCGAGAAGACCCUCAUCAAUGUCAACACCAACCGCGCGAUCAACAUCACAACGUAUAUUUCCACCAUUGAGUCGAUCGUCGAGGCGCUCGGGUAUCGCCAUAUCACGGUUAUGAUCAGCCUCCACACUUUGGACAUUAAGAAGUCUGGAGGCGCCUGGUACAGCGACGAACUGGACGUCACGGAGGACGAGUUCCUGGAAGCCGUCGACAUCUUGACCAAGAACCUGUGCAGCUCUAAGUACUGGAACAUCCUCGGUCUCGAUCUUAAGAACGAGCCUCAUGAGUGCUCGUGGGGCGGCAAAGCCCCGGACUGGCAGAAGGGUUCGUCCUUGAUCGGCAACCGAAUGCUGGAGGGCUGCCCCAACUGGAUGGCCUUCGUGGAGGGUAUCGCCAGCAGUGGCACCGUUACAGUGGGCAGCAGGACAGCAACGUACUUCGACUGGUGGGGUGGUGGCCUCGAGGAGGCAGGGGCCAACCCGACAGAACUCACGGUUAGCAACAAGCUCGUGUGGGCCCCCCACUACUACAACACCGGUGUCUACCCUGCCUGGUACCUUUACGCAUCAACGGGAGCGGUUGACGCCUCGGGUGCCUUUUCAAGCUACGUUGAGUUGGACGACGAGGAGCUGCGGGCCAAUGUGGAGACGACCAUGGAUGUCAUGUUCGGCUACUUGCUCGGGGUUGACACCAACUCGGCCAUGGUCAUGGGCGAGUUUGCCGGUCUGUACUCGAAGGACAAGCACCCGAAGCUCACGACGAAGCGCACCACCGACUUCACGAUCGAGGUCAUGCUCAAGGCCGGAUAUGCUGGCGGCUACAUGUGGUCGCUGAACCCGGAGAGUGCGUACCAGUACAACCCGGCCGACACGUACGGCACGUUCACGGAGGGCUUGCUGGAGGACGACUGGCUCACUCCCAACAAGGUCUUCUUGGAGGGCAUCGCGGCCCUGAACGACGUCAAGGACCUCAAGAUGUUCCCGUGCUUCCCUCAAGAGGUUUCGUCGUCUUCGUCGUCCAGCUAA